AUGCUCCACAUGCUCGGUCGCCUCGAGCAACUCAUUACGGAAUCGAAGAACUCUGUAAUGAACGCAUUAAAGGGCGAAAGUAUCUGCCUAAACCACGGCCAUCCACAAUACCAGAGAAGCGACAACCAGGAAACACAAGGGAAUCGCGAAGAGAAUGACAUUAUCGAGGGUAACGCAGGUUUUAUGGAAGGUGUUGAAGAGCCCGACGAAGAUGUCGCAACAGAAGAUGCCGAACUCGCACAAAAAGAAGUCGCCCAAGAAGAAGAACAACACGAAGACGAAGUUGUCGAAGCUGAGGACGCAGAACUCGCAGAAGAAGAAGGCGCCGAAGAGGAAGAAGAACAUCACGAAAAUGAAGUUGUCGUCGUCGUCGGAGAUAAUGAACCCGCUGAAGAAAGGAUUGCAGAAGAAAUCGAAGAAUUCGAUGAGGAAGAUAAUGGAGAGCCAGAAAACGAGGAGGCCGAAGAAGACAUACUGAUGAGAGAGACUGAUCAAGAAGACGACCCAAACGGCCUCCCUGAGGGCGAACAAGAAGGGGAAAUGGUACACAGAAUUGAGCAAAAGUUCAGAAGCACCCAACAAGCGCUACAUACUUUGAGGAAAUUCUGCGGCAAUUGA
Haemonchus placei is the source of this 618-nucleotide messenger RNA. The record is from the annotation of a GenBank genome assembly. Lineage: Eukaryota; Metazoa; Nematoda; Chromadorea; Rhabditida; Trichostrongylidae.